Molecule: messenger RNA, 3525 nt
Organism: Apiotrichum porosum
Lineage: Eukaryota; Fungi; Basidiomycota; Tremellomycetes; Trichosporonales; Trichosporonaceae
Exons: 5
Coding region: 1-3525 (1174 amino acids)
Biological process (GO): microtubule cytoskeleton organization; tubulin complex assembly; post-chaperonin tubulin folding pathway
Molecular function (GO): GTPase activator activity; beta-tubulin binding
Source: RefSeq, a predicted model, not a curated record
AUGACCCUCGAUCAAGGUGCAGGCGUGAACAGCGCGCGGACGCCAACAGCAUCGGCGCAUGUCGACGACGUUGUUGCCGACGAUGCCGAACCCACCUACACCCACUUUGCGCACCGUGUCGAGUUUGCUGCUCUGGAAGCACGGUUGCUCGCUUUCGAUGUUGGCACCACGCCAACCCAAGCCGAGGACGAGGCCGAGGUGGUUCUCGUGACGAAAAUGGGUGCCAUUCUGGAUCACUACCUCCCCAUGCCAGGACUGCUGGACCCGGCCCUCGACGAUAUUGUGCAUCCAUUGAUGCAGGUGCUGGGCACGCAACUGCAGCGGCUAGCGGAGAACGGCCCAGCACCGAACAAUGCGCGAUUGGCCCGCGUUGGCCGUCUUGUCAACUGGGUAGUCAAGGUGCGCGGGUGGAAGGCUGUCAUCCCAUACUUUCCCUCAUCGCUGCCACACCUAGGCGCGCUCAUCACGCUCCUUUCGCCUCCAGCAGCGUCACCCUCGCGUGUACCGGACACCCCGCACCAUCCAGCUAUCUCAAGCGAGGACGCAUGGGAGUUGCGCGCCGUUCUCCUUUUGUGGCUCGCGCUCCUCCUCACUGUGCCGUUCAGCCUCACAGCUUUGAGCUCGGGAGAGACGCCUACGCGUCUCGACGUGCGCACCCACCAACGUCUCUUUUCAGCACCGACUUCUGACCUCGCUGUCCGAGUCACACUCCUCGCGCUCCCACUUCUACACAGCCCGGGCCGCGAGGGAGGGUAUGCCGCGCUUGUGCUUGCUCGUCUGUUUGCGCGGCACGACGCGGCCCAAGGCCUGCCCGGGUUUGUGGAAUGGGCGGGCGCUGAACUCGCCGAGGGAGAAAGGGAGCGCGAGGCCAACCUCGUUGCGUCACUCAUGGCGUUUCUGGCCGUACUCCCUGGCAUGAUAUCGCCAUCACACUUAGCGACCCUAUGCGGCUUCUUUGACGACGUCCUCAUCCCGCACCUCGCUGGAGGUAACACGGCCGCAACGUCUGGUCUUAUCCGCAAGCUGGCUGUCAAGGCACGUGGUCGUUGGUGGCUCGCGAGGCUUGGACGUGGAUUCCGCGGUGACCCGGAUGCCGAGCUGCCGGACGGCAUCGAGGAAGUUCUCGACGACCUCAUGUCUGGUCUCGGUGACAAGGAUACGAUUGUGCGAUACUCGGCCGCAAAGUACCUCGCGCGCAUAUCCGCAUUGCUCCCCGAAGAGCUCUCCGACCAGAUUGUCAUGGCCACCAUCGGGCUGUAUGCCGGUACCGAGGACGAGCCCGUCGUCGAGACUGCGUUCGGCACCGUUGUGGAUCCGGGAGGGAGCGUGGCCGGUGGUGGUGCGAUGGGACUUGGUGGUGCCGAGGCUGCGCGUGGCGAGGCGCGGUGGCAUGGCGUGUGUCUCGCUGUCGCCGAGCUGGCGCGUCGCGGUCUACUUUCCGAGGAGGCUGUAUCCGAGGCAGUUCCAUGGGUCGUCAAGGCACUCUCAUUUGACCUGCGCCGGGCGAGCCAUAGCAUUGGCUCGAAUGUGCGAGAUGCGGCUGCCUAUGUGCUCUGGUCGCUUUCGCGUGCCAGCAGCCCCGCCCAGCUCUCUCCAUUUUCCCAACACAUGGCAACAUCGCUGGUUUCCGUUGCCGUCUUUGACCGCGAAGUCGGUGUGCGACGCGCCGCAUCGGCAGCAUUCCAGGAAGGCGUGGGCCGUCUUGGUCUGUACCCAGAGGGCAUUGAUGUCCUCGGCAAGACGGAUUUUUAUUCGGUCUCGGUCCGUCGCAAAGCAUUCACCGUCGCCGCUCCAUCUGUGGCCAUUCACCAAGUGUACCGCGACGCGAUGAGGGAGCACCUGCACAACAUCACCCUCAGGCAUUGGGACACUGGCAUGCGCACCGCCGGUGCAACAGCACUUGCGGCGCUCCUAGCCCUGUCGCCGGAGCAAGUCCCCGACUCAGUUGCGCGUGAGCUAGGUCAGGUGCCUUCUCUAGACCCGACAAGUGUACACGGCGCGCUUGUUGCACUCGCCCACAUGGCCCCUCUCCUGGACGAUUCAACAAAGGAACGUCUGCUUGCAUCCCUCGCCGGCGUCCGCGCUGCUGCUCUUAUCACGGCAAACGCUCCCGAAAUCAUCGCUGCCGGAUGUACGCUCGGCGGGGCGGCUCUCACGCCUAGCGCAGACUUGACGUCGCUCACCCGUUUCCUGGACGCGGCGACGCGCCGUCGCGAGAGUGACGUACACGAUGCGCUUGCACAGGCCUGUCAGCAAAUUAGCAUUGUGAGGCCCGACGACUCGGGGACAUAUGUCCAGCGAUCGGUUUCGGACCUGUCUUCCGCUCGUCCGGCACAAAGGCAAGCCCAAGCAUUAUGCUUGGGUCACUACCUCUACCGCUCGCCGGAGGAACUCUUCACACCCCUUGCUGCCCUCCUCGUUCUGCUUGAUCCAGCAGCCAAGGCCGACGUCGAGACCAAGAGGAACGCCGUCGGCUCGUUAGCGGAUGUGGCGUGUCAACGUGGCCUUGAUGGACAUGUUCUCUUUAUUGCGGACGACUACCACCGCGUCCUCGCCGCACUCACCACGGCCUUGGACGACUACACGACUGACCAACGCGGUGACGUCGGUUCCUGGGUCCGUUCAGCCGCCGUUCGCGCACUCGCCCGCGUCAUUGCUGGCGCCUCUACCGAAGCCGAUGCCAAAAUAUUUAUCCCGCAGGCCACAUUCGAGGCCGCGGUGGCCGGCAUCGCCAAGCAGGCAUUCGAGAAGCUUGAUGUGCUGCGCGAGGCCGCUACCGAAGCUUGGGGGACACUUCUCUCCGCCAACACUGACAUGGUGUGGGUCUGGGACUGCGCACGCGCCAUGCAGGUCGACGGAGUGCAAGGCGCCAUGCGUCAGCCGAGCGAAUGGUUUACUGCGGGCCUGGCACUCCUCGCCACCCCCGCCCGUCCGGCUGUGCUCGCUGGUCUGGUCCAGAGCGCAGGCAGCGCCGCCCACCCGACGUCUGAGCGUGCUCUGGGUCCGUUUAUCAAGUAUCUCCGAGCCAGCCCAAACCUCGCCACCCCGGUCAUUGCAGACAUUGUUGCUCUUCUCGCUGCCAACUUGACCUCGAACCGCGUUGCAGUUCCGGCCCUAACCACCGUGUCGCGUCUUUUGGACGCCGGUCUGGUGCGUUCGACAGACCCCACCGCUCCCUAUGCCCGCGCGCUGGGCCUGGCGACCCGUGGCGUGGGGACGCUGAAGAGCAUGGACCGUAUUGGCGCGGCCAUGCGAGUGGUGGUCGGCACGCUCGGUCUGCCAUUCCCAGGUCUGAAAAACAAGGCGGCAGACGCACUCGCACCAUUGCUUGCGCACCGCUUCCCAAGGAUCCGGGCCAUGACGGCUGAAGCAGUUUACCUCCUCCUCUCAACGGAGAUGGACGAAGUGGAGCCCGAGCUGGAGGAGGUCUUGCUUGAGACGAGCUGGACAGAGCAGGAAGGUGUGGAUGCUGCGCCCAGGGUGGUGGCGCUGUUACACGCGUUUGUUGUCUCAGCAACCGACUGA